GCUCAGUGGAGCUGCUCACUUUAACGUCACUCCAGCAGCACAGAGGGCUAGUGAAGUGAUUGCGGUGUCUGGGGACUGAGAUUUCCACUCCACACUAGCCAGGUAUGAUACACACAGAAAUGUCUCCAUUACUUCAGUGCAGCUCUCCACCAAGUGACAGCCUGCAGGUUCCUGGAAGCCCCUAGUCUUCUGGGAAGACAGUCUGCAUCAAGCACAGCAUCUUGAAGCCUGUGGUUACCAAUCAAUUGUUUGAGAAGGGAGCACAGCCAAGCCAUAGAAGGCAAGCUACAGAGAGGAGAUCUAUCUUCCUGGAUCCUGGCUAUUGUGUACCAUGUCAUAUCCUCAGUUUGGAUAUUCAUACUCCUCUACACCACAGUUCUUAAUGACCACCAACUCACUGUCAACCUGCUGUGAAUCCAGUGGGAGAUCUCUGUCUGAUACAGCAGCCUCUGCACAGACACCGGUCUAUUGUCCUGUAUAUGAGAGCAGGUUACUGGCCACUGCCAGACAUGAACUCAACUCAGCAGCGGCCUUAGGAGUUUAUGGCAACCCCUAUACAGGCACUCAAGGAUAUGGCAACUAUGUCACUUAUGGGACUGAUGCCUCUGCCUUUUAUUCUUUGAAUACGUUCGAAUCAAAGGAGAGCACAGGAUCGGCUCACCCGAGUAUCACCCAAACUGCUGCUUAUUACCCCUACGAUCAUACACUCAGCCAAUAUCAAUAUGACAGGUAUGGUACAAUGGAUGGAGGCACUCGUAGGAAGAAUGCAACUCGAGAAACCACCAGCACGUUGAAGGCCUGGCUGCAGGAACACAGGAAGAACCCUUACCCCACCAAGGGGGAGAAGAUCAUGUUGGCCAUCAUCACCAAAAUGACCCUCACUCAGGUCUCCACCUGGUUUGCCAAUGCCAGGAGGAGGCUCAAGAAGGAGAACAAGAUGACCUGGCCACCAAGGAACAAGUGCUCUGAUGAAAAGAGACCCUAUGAUGAGGAUGACGAAGAGGAAGAUGAAGAGUCUCAGAAAGGCCACAUCAAAAACGAGAAGAAAAUGGAUGAAGAGAGCGCGGUGAGAGAGCACAAAGACCUGGAACUGAGUGAUUUAGACGACUUUGAUGCCAUAGAAUCUGAGAGUUCUGAGUGUGAGUUGAAGCAGCCGUUCCACCAUCAGUCUCAGGAAGGACUCCCAAUGAGAUCAAGGGAUUGUUCCAAUGAACACUGCAAAGAGGUCACUCUGAAGAUGCCUCUCUCAGCCUCUACAGUAGACCAAGAACUGGACAGGGCUAAGAACUGCCUCAAAAGUGUUGAUGACUGUGAACAAGACUUGAUGAGAACAAGGCAAAGAGGAUGUGAAUCCAAAUUGUGCUUCCAACAGCAGGACCAGCAAAUGCUGGAUUCCAAACCAAGAAUAUGGUCCUUAGCUCACACAGCCACCUCUUUAAAUCAAACAGAGUACCCUUCUUGCAUGCUAAAGCACCAGGGAGUAUCUUCUCCUUCUUCAUCCUCCUCUUCUUCUUCUUCUGCUGUGUCCACUCCAGUUUGUGUGAUUGACAGACGUCAGGAUUCUCCUGUAACCAGCCUGAGAAAUUGGGUGGAUGGAGUAUUUCACGACCCAUUAUUCAGACAUAGUACUUUAAACCAAGCACUCACCAACACCACUGUUUCGUGGGCCACCACAAAAGGAACCAUUCUUGAAAAUGGGUCUUUAGGACGUUCUAUUGGAAAUCCAACCAAUAUGAUCAAAGGACAAGUGGCUAACCUAACCCAUGACACAAAUAAGGAAUUUAUUGCCUUCCCAAAAUCUGGGAGCAAGAUGUUCUGUUCCUAACGCGUUAGAAUGUUCCCUGACAGCUAGAAUGGACUUCUAGCAAAAGACAUGUAAAACAUUGGGUUCUGAUGACCCUAGAACUUCACUUUAAGUGGACACUGUUACUCCAGAUUCUGUUCUACCAUUCAUCUUUGUUUAAAUUAUCUUUUCUUAUAAGAUUGUGUUGUGACAAUUAUUUAAUUCAGUGUCUAAAAAAAAAAAAAGCACGAACUAUUUUAUGUGUUGGAGUAAUUACGGUUUACAAAUCCGAAAGUUUACAAAAAGCAAAAAACAAAAAAUUAAUGGUAUCAUUUUAAGCAGCAUGCUAAGUUAAUGAGUCAUCGAGAUACUUCAUUCUGGUUUUGUUGUUAGUGAAUCACAAACAGCACUUCUUCCAAGUUUACACCAAUGCACAUGUAAGACUGAAAAUUCUAUUUG
Messenger RNA from Pelobates fuscus (common spadefoot toad), 2242 nucleotides. RefSeq names its product iroquois homeobox 4 (gene IRX4). The record is from RefSeq and is a predicted model, not a curated record. Gene Ontology annotation, biological process: regulation of transcription by RNA polymerase II; cell development; neuron differentiation. Lineage: Eukaryota; Metazoa; Chordata; Amphibia; Anura; Pelobatidae. Bases 332 to 1825 code for a protein of 497 amino acids. The transcript has 6 exons. Gene Ontology annotation, cellular component: nucleus. Gene Ontology annotation, molecular function: DNA-binding transcription factor activity, RNA polymerase II-specific; RNA polymerase II cis-regulatory region sequence-specific DNA binding.